AUGGAUCACGACCGAAAACACUUCAUCAAAGCAAUUAUUUUAGGCGACUCAGCGUAACUUUUACAUAGAGUUGGCAAGACUUCUUUAAUGAACCAAUAUGUGACCAAACGUUUCACCCAGCAAUAUAAGGCUACUAUUGGUGCCGAUUUCCUUACGAAAGAUUUAGUCGUAGAUGGAAAACCAAUUACACUCCAGAUCUGGGAUACUGCAGGGCAAGAACGCUUCCAAAGUUUAGGAGUUGCUUUCUAUAGAGGUGCUGAUUGCUGCAUUCUUGUAUAUGAUAUCACCUCAACAAAGAGCUUUGAAAGCCUUUCCUCCUGGAAAGACGAAUUUAUAUCGCAAUCCAAUUGUAGAGAUCCAGAUAAUUUUCCUUUUGUUAUAUUGGGAAAUAAGCUUGAUAAGGAGCCAGAAAGAAAGGUAUCAAACACCAAGGCUUCUCAAUGAUGUUUAGCUAAUGGUAAUAUUCCACUUUACGAAACUUCUGCAAAAGACGCAAUCAAUGUCGAGGAAGCUUUUCAGUUCAUCGCCAAAAAAGCACUGGCUAAUAUAAAGGAAGAUGUUUACCAGCCAAGCAUUGAAGUGAAAAAGCAGCAGAAGAAAAAGAAAGAAGGAUGCUGUUAA
Blepharisma stoltei is the source of this 621-nucleotide messenger RNA. The record is from the annotation of a GenBank genome assembly. NCBI's taxonomy places the organism in Eukaryota, Ciliophora, Heterotrichea, Heterotrichida, Blepharismidae.